Microthlaspi erraticum is the source of this 948-nucleotide messenger RNA. NCBI's taxonomy places the organism in Eukaryota, Viridiplantae, Streptophyta, Magnoliopsida, Brassicales, Brassicaceae. The record is from the annotation of a GenBank genome assembly.
AUGACCAUCCUUCUUCAGUCAUCAACAACAUUAUCCCAAUCAAAUCUAUGCAGAUCUUCUUGCGGCAACAUUCCGAUAAGUUACCCUUUUGGUAUCGACGACGGUUGUGGCAGCCCUUAUUACCGACACAUGCUCAUUUGCUCCGACAACAACACAAAGCUCGAACUUAGAACACCCUCAGGUAAAUAUCCAGUUAAAUCUAUAAGCUACUCUGAUCCUCACCUUCUUGUCUCCGAUCCAUUCAUGUGGAACUGUCAAGAUCGAGACAAUUUUCGACCCACGAGAUCUUUCAGUAUCGACUCAAGCACACACUUCACUGUCUCCCUUCAGAACGACUACUUGUUCUUCAACUGCAACGCCGAGAAAGUGAUCGUCGAGCCAAAACCGCUCUUUUGUGAGAGGUUUCCGGAUAGAUGUGACUCGUCUUGUGAUAGCUCGAGCUACCUAUGCAGGCAUUUGCCCGAGUGUGGAUCAGCUUUAGGGUCUAGGGUUUCUUGUUGCUCUUAUUACCCUAAAGCGACUCAGUCUCUUAGGCUGAUGCUACAGAACUGCGCGACAUAUACAAGCGUGUAUUGGAGGAGUACAGGUGCGGGGAAUGCACCGUAUGAUCAGUUUCCAGAGUACGGGAUUAGGGUUGAUUACGAAUUCCCGGUGACUAUGAAGUGCCUUCUUUGUCAAGAAACAACUAAAGGUGGUGGAAUUUGUGGAUUUGAUACGAGGACGCAGAAAUUCUCGUGUCUUUGCAAACAAGGCAACGUCACUACUUAUUGUAAAGAUCCUAACCUCGUAAAGCAUAAACGUGUUGGAGCAGUCGCAGGAACGGUAACGGCGGUUUCAGCAGCCGGAGCGAUUGGCGUUGCGGGUGGAGUCUUUUGGUACUUGAGGAAAGUGAAAGCCAAAGCUCCGGUCACUUGUGGAGUUCAAAGCAAUGAAAACAGAAUCUUCUAA